This is a messenger RNA of Carassius carassius (crucian carp), 2592 nucleotides long. RefSeq names its product DDB1- and CUL4-associated factor 8-like. NCBI's taxonomy places the organism in Eukaryota, Metazoa, Chordata, Actinopteri, Cypriniformes, Cyprinidae. Bases 1 to 699 code for a protein of 232 amino acids. The transcript has 5 exons. Gene Ontology annotation, molecular function: protein binding. The record is from RefSeq and is a predicted model, not a curated record. Gene Ontology annotation, cellular component: Cul4-RING E3 ubiquitin ligase complex; cytoplasm.
AUGCAAAAUGAUAUUUUUAAAGUCUGUGACAGCUUGCUGGCGGUCUCGGACAAAAUGGAGUAUCUGGAGAGCCAAACCAGGCGAAAUAACCUGGUAUUUGACGGGAUACAGGAGUCACAAGGAGAGACCUGGUCAGAGACGGAGGAGAAGAUAAAAAAAGUUGUGAAGGAAAAAUUACAGCUGCAACGCGAGGUGGAGAUGAUACAAACACUGUUGUCAGUGAAGGGAGUUAACUUUUACGGUCCCUGUAGUGAGUUUGUUGUCAGUGGCAGUGACUGUGGACACAUCUACCUGUGGGAUAAGAACUCUGCUCGUGUGGUUCAGUUCAUGGAGGGAGACCGGGGAGGAGUGGUGAACUGUCUGGAGCCACAUCCUCAUCUUCCAGGUUUAGCAACCAGUGGAUUGGACCAUGAUGUGAAGUUAUGGGCGCCCACUGCUGAGAAUCCCACAACACUAAAGGGACUUAAAGAGGUCAUGAAGAAGAACAAGCGAGAAAGGGAUGAAGACAGCGUUCGUCAUGGAGACCAGUAUGAUACACAGCUCCUCUGGUUCCUAAUGAGACACAUGAGAAACCGAAGACCUCAGCGGGCCCGGCGAGGGGAGGGAGGAGAGGGCGACACAGAUGAAUCCUGGAGCUCGCCAGAUUCCUCUGAUGAAGAAGAAGGAGGGCCAGACCAUGUGCAGUGCAUGUCCUCCUGAGCCACACACACACACACACAACAUAUAUUAAAGCACAUACAUACUAGUAACCCACUGGUACACAAAUAGACACUGAAAGGCCAGCAACAAACACACACACAGCUUUAAAUAUAUACAUACACAGUGUGAGGGAGAGGGAAACGACAGAAAUCUGGCUUUAUGCUCCACACACACACACACAAAUGACAUCACUAGUGGAAGAACUGAUAAUGAGAUUCAUAUUUUUGAUAAAUUUGCAACCACACAUGCAGUUAACCACUCCGAUUUUACAAGAACAUGGACACAGGCGCAUUUCAUUCCCAGUUUUACAGCAUAUCAAAAGGAAGAAUACAGCUGGUGAUUGAGAUAUAUCACGUCUACUGUUUUGCUGCCUUAGUUUAUCAACAACCACAAAUUUUCGAAGCAGCGUUUUGCUGCAGUAAUCAUGAGGCGCAGAAGAGGAAUUUUUUCAUCUGUGCUGUAGUAUCCAGUCCCAUUUGAAGCUUUUCUUUCACAGCGAUGUGUUUGCAGCAUGACAGGACAGUACGGACACUCAAAGCCGGUCCUUAUGCUCAUUACUGAGAGGAUGAGUGGUACUAGUUCUAAAAACCAGCACCAUCAUUUACUGGCCGCAUCAGUUUUCUCCAGUGAUCUGAACUGCAUAUGUCUCCAUGUAAGACUGAGCUGACGUUUGUUAUUUUUGUACUACAAUCUUUGUUCUUCACAGUGAUAGACUGUCAUGGGCCGUCUGGCCGUCCGAUCCUGUCUUGUGUUUGAUCUCUACUUUUAUGUGUGUGUGUGUGUGUGUGUUUGCUGAAGCCAGUCACAGCAAAUUUUCUUGAGGUCAAUCAUGCCCUCUUAGAUCUGACUGAAGACACAGAAGAUGAACCAGAGCUGCUUAAUCUGGUUCCAGAGCUGGCUGUUUUGCUCCAUUCUCUCCCUCCAAUGCUACUGAUUGCACUUUAAUCGGGGAUCUGCUUUGAGUUUUGAAUCUCUAAGACGAGUGUGUGUGCUUAGGGGGCAUGCAAUACUUGGAUUAAAUGUGUUAAUUUUGAUAAUUUAGUAAUUAUUUUUUUUUGCCCUGCAAUUCCCCAAACUUACUGUGGACUUUUAAAUUUAAUACAGAUUUGACACCAGCUCUUUUGUUUUUGUAUUUGCACUUGGGUGGAGAAUUUCCUAAUUGUUAAAAAUGUAACUCUCUACGGUCUGCCGUCGUCUUUUCCUCCCUGUCCCGUAAAAAUUGAGAGCAAAGAUGAUGAUGGUGCUCAGAGCCAGUGAUUUGUUGAAUACUUAUUUCUUCCAGUGUCUUUUGCUUAAAUACUCAUCCUCGAGAUCUUUGCCUAAUUAUAUGGCGAGGAUCAAAUGUAGCAGGAUGUCCCGUGUUUGCCAGAGAAAGGCUAAGCCCUCACAAUCCAUUUUUCAUAAAAAUGGUAUCUGUUCUUUGGCAGUAUUUGGAUUUAGCUGGUUAAGAGCAAACAUGGAUGGACUGUGACCUGUUGAGACAUGCAUAUGGAAAGGAAUUAAUCAUUUCAGAAGGAUGGGUCAAUGGCAGGGGAGGGGAUCGCACUUGUGGGGUACAUUGGGUGGGGUAAGGAGCUUGAAUAACUUUGCCCCUUUUUUCCUUCUUUUGUGAGGGGGAUAAAGUAUAAACUUUUCUCUUUUUGUAUGAGAAGAAUAACUUAUGACUAUAUGUAUAUAAAAAUAUAUAAAGAUAUAUAUAUAUAACCUGUAAAAAUCAUCUUCAACCCUUACUCUUUCAAAGGGUGUCUAAAUUGAAUUGGUAUUUGAUGCAGAGGUUUAUAUUGUAUAAGACAAAAUACUUUUAAAUGAAUGGAAACAUUGGAUAUAUUUUUUCUUUCUUUUUGGAUUACAACCCUAGUUAUCACUGAAAUUAAAAGCAUUCGUCUCUGUUGA